GUUCUGUUCUGGGCACUUUGUGCUCAGCCCUUUCCCUCCUUGCCCGUCCUCUCCAUCCCUGCAUCCCCCAGCUCUGGGAAAGCCCAAGGCGAUGUGCCUGGCAGGGUGGGCAGCUCGGGGACACCAGCCCACACCUGGACCCUCACCCCUGCCCAGAGGUGCUGGGGACCGGCUGGGGGAUGUGACCAGCUCUUGUCUCUCCUUCUAGCCUGGAGAAAGUUUCUGCUUCCCCACAAUCCAGACGUGGUGACCCUCGAUCCAAACUCGGCUCAUUCCCGACUUGUCCUGUCAGCGGAUGGGAGAAGUGUGAGAUGGGGAAGAGCACGGCAGGACCUGCCCGACACCCCUGAGAGAUUUACGUAUUGGUGCUGCGUGCUGGGCCAGGAGGGGUUCAGGGAGGGGAGGCACUGCUGGGAGGUGGAGGUGAAGGGGGAGGUGGGAGGUGAUUCCUGGUGGGCUGUGGGGGUGGCCAGGGACUCUGUGCACAGGAAGGGGUAUCUGGAGCUGAGCCCUGCAAUAGGGGUCUGGGGGGUGGGGCACUGGGAAGGGCAGUUUGUGUCUGUCACCUCUCCUCGCACCUCCCUGUCCCCGAUCCCCAUCCCCAGGAGACUCUGGGUCUGUCUGGACUGCACGCAGGGGCUGGUGACUUUCAUCGAUGCCGACAGCGGGGUCGAGAUCUUCACUUUCCCACCAGCCUCCUUCAAUGCAGAGAUCAUCCGACCCUGGUUUUGGGUGGAGACAUGGAAUAACAAGCUGUGCCUGAGGGGCAGAACCUCCUAGACCCUCUGCCCCCCUUCCAUCCCCACCGCAGCCCCGGACAGCCCCUGCCCUGCUGCAGACACUGCCCGCUCUCCUCUCCUCCAUCCCGCAGCAGCACAUGUCCCUCUCUGCCCUGCCCAAGCCCACCCUGCCCAGGCACAGCACCAUGGCCUUCAAUAAAGCUUUGUGGGUGUGUUGGGAUUGCGUGGCAAGGUUUUGGUAGCGGGGGGGCUACAGGGGUGGCUUCUGUGAGAAGCUGCUAGAAGCUCCCCCUGUGUCUGACAGAGCCAAUGCCAGCCGGCUCCAAGACGGGCCCACCGCUGGCCAAGGCCAAGCCAAUCAGCGCCUCUGUGAUAACAUAUUUAAGAAGUAGAAAAACAGAGAGAGAGAGCUUUUGCAGCCGGAGAGAGGAGUGAGAAGAUGUAAGAAACUCUGCAGACACCCAGGUCAGUGCAGAAGGAGGGGGAGGAGGAGCUCCAGGCGCCGGAGCAGAGAUCCCCCUGCAGCCCGUGGUGAAGGCCAUGGUGAGGCAGGCUGUCCCCCUGCAGCCCAUGGAGGAAGGAUGAGGGGGUGUAGAGAUUCCACCUGCAGCCCGUGGAGGACCCCACGCCGAAGCAGGUGGAGGCACCUGAAGGAGGCUGUGGCCCGUGGGAAGCCCACGCUGGAGCAAGUUCCAGGCCGGACCGGUGGACCCGUGAAGAGGGGAGCCCACGCCAGGGCAGGUUUGCUGGCAGGACUUGUGACCCCGUGGGGGACCCCACGCUGGAGCAGUUUGCUCCUGAAGGUCUGCACCCCGUGAGAGGGACUCCAUGCUGGAGCAGGGGAACGAUGAGAGGAGUCCUCCCCCUGAGGAUGAAGAAGCGGCAGAAACACCGUGAGAUGAACUGACCGUAACCCCCAUUCCCCGUCCCCCUGUGCUGCUGAGGGGGGGAAGGUUGAAGCCGGGAGUGAAGUUGAGCCCGGGAAGAUGGGAGGGGUGGGGGGAAGUGUUUUAAGAGUUGAUUUUAUUUUCUCAUUCCUCUACUCUGUUUUGCCUAGUAAUAAAUUAGAUGAAUUCCCUCUCUAAGUUUGGUCUGUUUUGCUCGUGACAACAAUUAGUGAGUGAUCUCUCCCUGUCCUUAUCUCGACCUGCAAGCAUUUCGUUAUGCCUUUUCUCCCCUGUUUAGUGAAUGAGGGGAGUGAGAGAGCGGCUCUGGUGGGCACCUGGUCCCCAGCCAGGCUCAACCCA
This is a messenger RNA of Grus americana (Whooping crane), 1987 nucleotides long. Its product is annotated as butyrophilin subfamily 1 member A1-like. The transcript is spliced from 2 exons. Gene Ontology annotation, molecular function: protein binding. The record is from RefSeq and is a predicted model, not a curated record. The annotation marks the transcript as partial. Lineage: Eukaryota; Metazoa; Chordata; Aves; Gruiformes; Gruidae.